UUCCUUGUCCCAGUUUUAGCAGAAUCUAACCAGUGUUCUGGAAGAAAAUGUCCUGCCCAGAUGCAGCCUCCUUAGAAUUGCAGGAUGCCGCUCGGAACAGCGCCUGCGGAGAGCUUUGUGGCUUGUUGGAUCAGGCAGAGCCUUUGGGGGUGUUGUUGGGACCCUGCCCGGCGGCGGGCGAGGGGAGGUAGUGAAGACCGGAGGCCCAGCCGCGAAGAGCCCCCUCGCUGCCCUGCAGGCCUUAAAACCCAGAAGACUCGGUGCAGUUCUCUUGUUCUGCUAGUGGGGUUUUUGGUUUUUUUUUUUUUUUUAAGACAAAAAAAUAAUCUGAUACAGGGAUAAACCGGCACCAUGGAUUGGGGGACACUGCACACUGUCAUCGGGGGUGUGAACAAACACUCCACCAGCAUCGGGAAGGUGUGGAUCACCGUCAUCUUCAUCUUCCGAGUCAUGAUCCUCGUGGUGGCCGCCCACGAAGUGUGGGGCGACGAGCAAGAGGACUUCGUCUGCAACACUCUGCAACCCGGCUGCAAGAAUGUGUGCUAUGACCACUUCUUCCCGGUGUCGCACAUCCGGCUGUGGGCCCUGCAGCUCAUCUUCGUGUCCACCCCAGCACUGCUGGUGGCCAUGCACGUGGCCUACUACAGACAUGAAACCACACGCAAGUUCCAGCGCGGGGAGAAGAAGAACGAAUUCCGAGACUUGGAGGACAUUAAAAGGCAGAAGGUGCACAUCGAGGGCGCUCUGUGGUGGACCUACACCAGCAGCAUCUUCUUCCGAAUCGUCUUCGAAGCCGCCUUCAUGUAUGUGUUCUACUUCCUCUACAAUGGGUACCACUUGCCCUGGGUGCUGAAGUGUGGCAUUGAGCCCUGCCCCAAUCUUGUCGACUGCUUCAUUUCCAGGCCCACCGAAAAAACCGUGUUUACCAUUUUUAUGAUUUCUGCGUCUGUGAUUUGCAUGCUGCUCAAUGUGGCCGAGUUGUGUUACCUGCUGCUGAAAGUAUGUUUCAGGAGGUCCCGGAGAGCCCAGCCUCAAAGAAAUCACCCCAACCACGCCCUAAAGGAGAGUAAACAAAAUGAAAUGAAUGAGUUGAUUUCAGAUAGUGGUCAGAAUGCAAUCACAGGUUUUCCAAGUUAGGCAUUUCAGGGUGACUCCUGAGAAAGCGUUUGUGUUCCCUGGGGGCAGAGAUAACCUGAAAAUUCCUUUUGUGGGCUGGACAGUUUAUCUUUAUAAGUGACUUUCACAAUAGGUAGAUAGCUGAGCUCACUCUGUAGCAUACACGUGCCAUUCCUGUGCAGCAUAGGCAAACACAUGGUCCAUCCCUGAAAACAAAGCACCUGGUGAUGACUAAGCCCCAAGCCACUUAGCAAGUUCCCUCUGCAUGGCCUGUCUGACCUAGUGGGUAUGUCUUCAAAUUUUAUAUAACCUGUUGUUGAUAAAGAGCAGUUAUCUAAAAAUUGAUACUUUUAUUAGUAAAAUAUAUUUUUAUAGGGUUGAAUAUCUUAGUUGUGACUUUGGAUUUAUGUAUUUUUAUAAUGACCUGCCUUCCUUACCUAGGAAAAUAUUCAAUAUUAGUUUUAGAAGUAUACCACAAGCAUCUAAAUUUUGAACUUUCAAAGGGUCUGUCUUGUCAAUAUUGCUUUGCAUUGUCUCUUGACAAACCGCUGAAGGGUCACGAUACUGUUACAGUGGAAAGUGUUUGUUAUGCAAUAUAUUUUUACGUCUUCUGGAGGGAGAUAGUGCUGUGCGGAAGUGGGACACGAUUAUACACGAGCCUGUUUGUCAGUCAUUGUGAACAGAGGUGUGGGUGUGGCCACCCCAAUAAAGCUGGGCCCUUGCUUA
Messenger RNA from Cavia porcellus (domestic guinea pig), 1842 nucleotides. RefSeq names its product gap junction protein beta 6 (gene Gjb6). Gene Ontology annotation, biological process: gap junction-mediated intercellular transport; cell-cell signaling. NCBI's taxonomy places the organism in Eukaryota, Metazoa, Chordata, Mammalia, Rodentia, Caviidae. Gene Ontology annotation, cellular component: connexin complex. The transcript is spliced from 2 exons. The record is from RefSeq and is a predicted model, not a curated record. Gene Ontology annotation, molecular function: gap junction channel activity. The coding region runs from base 352 to 1137 and encodes 261 amino acids.